AUGAUACCGCAACGUACACUGCCCGCAUCGCGCCUGGCCAACGGCAUGGUCACCUCGUCCAACCCAUCUCGCGCAUAUUCUUUCGUCAAGCUCGCCAUCGUGGCCCUCACCGCCGUGCUCCACCUCGUCGUGCCCGUCCUCGCCGCACCCUUUUCGUCUGCAUCGACGCUCUCCCUCAAUGCGCCUAACCAGCCGGCAUACUCGGCGUCUCGCCACAGCCAUGAAGACGACGACCCGGUGAGCGACAACCCGUUCAAACUCGCCAUCGACAUCCUCACCAUCGCGGCGCUCGUCGUGCUCGGCGGCAUCUUUGCCGGCCUCACCCUCGGUCUCAUGGGCCUCGACAUGGUCAACCUCCAGGUGUUAGCCUCCUCCGGCUCCGAAAAGGAGCGAAAGCAUGCGUCCAAGGUGCUCAAGCUCCUCGAAAAGGGCCGCCACUGGGUGCUCGUCGUGCUGCUGCUCGGCAAUGUCAUCGUCAACGAGACGCUCCCCGUCUUCCUCUCCGACUUUGGAGGCGGAAUCGCCGCCGUGCUCACCUCCACCUUCCUCAUCGUCGUGUUUGGCGAGAUCGUGCCCCAGAGCAUCUGUGCGCGCUACGGCCUCGCCAUCGGUGCGUUCUGCGCGCCCAUGGUGCACGCCACCAUGAUCAUCCUCGCGCCCAUCGCCUGGCCCACCGCAAAGCUGCUCGACUGGUGCCUCGGCGAGGAGCACGGCACCACCUACCGCAAGGCAGAGCUCAAGACCUUCGUCUCGCUCCACCAGCAGAUCGGCACCGAGCAUCUGCACGAGGACGAGGUGACCAUCAUCCGCGCCGUGCUCGAGCUCAACGACAAGACGGUGCGCGACGUCAUGACGCCCAUCGAAGACGUAUUCAUCAUGUCCAGCGACACCAUCCUCGACGACGACGGCGUGGCCAAGCUCGUCAAGUCCGGCUACUCGCGCGUGCCCAUCCACGAGCCGGGCAAGAAGGACGCCAUCGUCGGCAUGCUCCUCGUCAAAAACCUCAUCCAGUACGACCCGGAAGAUGCGCAGGCCGUGUCGAGCUUCCACCUCACGCCGUUGCCCGAGGCGAGCACCGACCUGACGCUGCUCGACUGCCUCAACUACUUCCAGCAGGGCCGCUCGCACAUGAUCCUCGUUUCCACGCAUCCGGGCGAGUCGCGCGGUGCGCUUGGCGUCGUGACGCUCGAAGACGUGAUCGAAGAGAUGAUCGGCGAGGAGAUUGUCGACGAGACGGACAUCUACGUCGACGUGCACAACAAGAUCAAGGUGGUCCGCAACAGGCAGACGAACAAUACGCCGGGGCAGAACUGGCAGCCUUUGAUUCGCGGCAUUAUCGAGCGACGUCGCAAGCUCGGUGGACCCAUGAAGGCACCGCUGCGUAGCAGCUAUGGUACGAUUGGGAUUAUGGAUCAUGAUGGCGGGGCAAAGAGUGAUCACAAGUACGGUAUUCCGAGUGCGAACAUUCGUGCGGUGGAUAAGGUGGCGAUUAAACGCACGGGGUCGCCGCAGUCGAUGGCGAGUGCAUCGCGCAAGAAUUCGGGCACCUACGAGCCAAAUGCCCCCCUCCGCCGCACGAGCACCUCGAGCGUGGUCACCUCGAUCGACGGUCUUAAUUACCAGGAUCUUCAUCGCGCCGUGGUUCAACAGGGCUCGGGCAGUGCCCAGAACUCGUAUUCGGAACCGUACAUCGUCGAGGUGGGAAGCCAGGAUCGCCAGCCGCACAUUGUGCGCAUCUCGGAUAUUCAGGAGUAUCCCGGUGCAGAAGAACGCGCCAGGAAGGACGACGAAAGACGCAAUCAGCAAGACGGCGAUGGAGAGGCAAACGGCAGCACAGACGACGGCGAAAGACGGCCUCUGCUAGACCGCAAAAAGUAG
Messenger RNA from Moesziomyces antarcticus, 1878 nucleotides. RefSeq lists its product as uncharacterized. Lineage: Eukaryota; Fungi; Basidiomycota; Ustilaginomycetes; Ustilaginales; Ustilaginaceae. The transcript has a single exon. Bases 1 to 1878 code for a protein of 625 amino acids. Gene Ontology annotation, biological process: magnesium ion homeostasis. The record is from RefSeq and is a predicted model, not a curated record. Gene Ontology annotation, cellular component: intracellular membrane-bounded organelle.